Messenger RNA from Sinocyclocheilus rhinocerous, 4886 nucleotides. RefSeq names its product coagulation factor VIII-like. NCBI's taxonomy places the organism in Eukaryota, Metazoa, Chordata, Actinopteri, Cypriniformes, Cyprinidae. The record is from RefSeq and is a predicted model, not a curated record. Gene Ontology annotation, cellular component: plasma membrane. The transcript has 21 exons. The coding region runs from base 11 to 4324 and encodes 1437 amino acids. Gene Ontology annotation, molecular function: oxidoreductase activity; copper ion binding; signaling receptor activity.
UGCUCCAGUGAUGAAGGUUGUUCUGUUCCUCCUCUCCCUCUCGGUGUGUCUGAAGUCUUCCUGUGUCCUGGCGAAGACUUUGGAGUUCUUCAUCGCAGCAGUGGAAACUAAGUGGGAAUAUAUGUUUACAGACACAGCAGAUUCUACUGCAAACCAGAGGAAAUUAGCAUCUGGUGUCCAGAAAUACAUCAAGGCUGUAUAUACGGAAUACACUGAUUCCACUUUUACAACACCAAAGUCAAAACCUCCAUGGGCUGGUAUUCAAGGCCCGACUAUCAGAACAGUGGUGAACGACAGGGUUGUGGUGCACUUCAAAAACUUUGCAUCACAAUUUUUCAGUAUUUCUCCCAUCGGCAUUCCGUACUGGAAACAAUCGGAAGGCGCAGGGUACGAGGACUCCAGUUCUGUUCAGGAGCGAGCGGAUGAUGCAGUGCCUCCUGGUGGUUACUACAAGUACGUGUGGGACAUUUCCCCCAACUCCGGGCCAACCACAUCAGAUCCAGACUGUCUCACCUAUAUCUACUCAUCACAGGUGGACAUCGUCCGAGAUUUCAACAGCGGACUCGUCGGGACUCUCCUGAUCUGUAAGACAGAGGCUCUGACUGAGGAGAGACAGCGGAAGGCUCCGGAGUUCAUUUUGCUUCUUGCUGUCUUCGAUGAGAGUAAAAGUUGGUACCGGGAAGUGGGCCGAGCAGACAAACUGAAGAAAACUUCCAGUCCAACCCAGUACCACACCAUCAAUGGAUACAUCAACUCAACAUUACCAGACAAACAGGUGGACCUCCGUUCGUUGGCCGUUCCCCCAGGUGAGAUAAUGAUGUACCUCUGGAAAUUGACAGCAGACGAUGGACCCACGGAAGCCGACCCACGAUGCCUUACGCGCUUAUACCAGAGUAUGGUGGAUCCCGUUCGGGACGUGGCAUCUGGGCUGGUGGGACCCCUUAUCAUCUGCAAAUCCCAAUCUCUGGACAAAAGAGGCAGAGUGGUAACUUCAGAUAAAGAGAAGAAUCUCUUGUUCACUGUGUUUGAUGAAAACAGAAGCUGGUACUUUGAGGAGAACAUUAAUAAAAACAGUGAAGAUCCAACUAAGAUUGACCGCAACGAUCCAGAUUUCUACAAUUCAAAUGUCAUGCACACUGUUAACGGCUUCAUGUUCAACCACCUCCAAUUCAGGGUGUGUGUUGGCGAUGUCAUACUCUGGCAUGUGGCGAGCAUUGGCAUACAAAACAACUUCCUGUCAGUCUACUUCACAGGAAAUACGUUUGAGAGGGAUAAAACAUAUGGCACUGUCCUCACGCUCUUCCCGAUGACUGGAGACACAGUGACCACUGAAGUGGAGAUGCUAGGUGAAUGGGAGGUCAGCGCAUUUGACCCGUCUCUGAAACAGCGAGGCAUGAGUGUUCGCUACACGGUUGUUAACUGUGAAAGAGUCCUACCCAUGGUGGACAGCGAAGACUACGAUGACGAAUUCAUCGAGUUCAUUGAACGGAACUUCCCGAUUCCACGAGGCACAAUGGAAAAGAACCGCACUAUCGCCAUUCGCGUGUGCCGAAACAGAACUAUGACGGACUCUGCGAUUGGGCGAGUAAACACGAGCUCAGACAAUGAGAGACAAAGCAGAACCCGUGUGUGUGAGAUAAGAUAUAUUCCCGUAAAGUGGGAAAAAGAUCUGGAUGCGUUAUCACAGGGCGGUAUUCCACAGGAUAUUUUGGAUCAACUGGAUGGGGAGAUGGGCGGAAAUUCAUUGGAACGUCAGAAAAGGUCCCACAAUGAAUCUGAGCCUUACAGAACAAGGCCAAACGAGAUUGACCCUACAGUCAUGUUAAAUACCACAGAAAACAAGGAAUUAACAGGGGAACAUCAACAUUUGAACGUUGCCAACAUACAGUUGGAUGAAGUUGAACACAAUAAAACACAUCCAACAAAUGACAUAUUUCGAAAAUUCCUUUUUAAAGAUAAAAACCUGUCAACUAACCAACUUCUAAACGACUCUACGGAGGAAAAGUCUGACAAAGCGAGAAAUCGAAGGGAGCUUUGGAGUGUCAGCAAAGACAAAAUAAACAAAGUGGAUUCAAAAGUUCUGAGUAACAACGAAGUUCUGGAAGAAUCUGGAAGUUCUGGUCUAAAGCAGGACAAGAUGGAGGAAAGUUUGAAUCUUCACUACAAAGAUCCAAAGAAGUUCCAACCAAAUCUGGAACUGGUUUUGGAGCCGAUGUCAAAUUCAUCAGAUAACCAGACCUAUGGCAGGAAAUCACUGGCAAGUGACUAUGAAGAUUAUGGCGAUGAAGGAAGUGUUCUCGGUUUGGAUCAUCAUGUUGAAGAUAAUGUCAGUAUUAGGUCCACAGAAUCAAGGUUCAGAAGCUACUACAUCGCAGCAGAGGAAAUCAUGUGGGAUUAUGGGAUCAAUAAACCAGCUCAGCUCAUCAAACCAAGGGAGAUGCGGAGGGGAAUGAGAAAAUAUUUCCCAGCCUAUAAAAAAGUAGUAUUCAGAGCCUAUCAGGACAGAGAUUUCAAACAUCCAAUCAAACGAGGAGAACUGGACGAGCAUCUCGGCAUUAUGGGUCCUGUGUUGAAGGCAGAAAUUAAUGAUGUUCUUACUGUGGUUUUCAAGAACCUGGCGUCCAGACCAUACUCUUUCCACUUGCAUGGGGUGUACGAUAAGAUGCAGGGGAGUUUUAACCCUGGAACGGGCCCAGAAGGCGUCAAGGCCGAGGAAGUACCAGGUGAUCCAGUUCCUCCAGGGGAGGAGAGGGUUUACAACUGGAGAGUCUCCAGACGACAAGGUCCCUCAGCGUCAGAGUUUGACUGCAAGGCUGGGGCCUACUACUCCAACAUCAACAUGGAGAAGGACAUCAACUCUGGUCUAAUCGGUCCGGUGCUGAUAUGUCAUCCUGGUACCCUCCAUCCACGCGUCUUACGUCAGCCUGACGUGACAGAUUUCUUCCUUCUCUUCACCACCUUUGAUGAAAGAAAGAGCUGGUACCUCGACUACAACAUCAGGAAGUUUUGCACCCCACCCUGCCAGGCCAAAGUAGACGACCCGUGGUUUGAGAUGAGCAACAAGUUUGCAGCUAUUAAUGGCUACGUGUCAGAGACGCUUCCUGGCCUGAUAGUUGAACAGUACCAGACGGCUCGCUGGCACCUCCUCAAUGUUGGAAGUCGUGGCGAGUUUCACGCUGUACACUUCCACGGACUGCCGUUCGGAGUCGGAAAAAAUCAGGAACACCGCAUGGGAGUUUUCAAUCUCUAUCCUGGAGUUUUUGGGACGGUGGAGAUGAGGCCAGCCAUUGUAGGCACCUGGUUAAUAGAGUGCACUAUCGGAGAACAUCAGAUGGCAGGCAUGAGGGCCAAGCUGCUGGUUUACAACCCAAGGUGCAUUCAGCCAUUAGGAAUCCAGUCGGGAUGGAUUGACAACAAACAAAUAACAGCCUCUGACCACUAUGGUAACUGGAAGCCAAGUUUAGCCAGACUUGAGUUAUCUGGCUCUAUUAAUGCCUGGAUGGGCAGCGGCACAGACUCCUGGCUCCAGGUGGAUCUGUUAAGGCCCAUGCUUCUUCAUGGCAUUCGGACUCAGGGUGCAAAGACCUCGAUGGGUCUGAGCGAGUAUUUCACCAUCCUGUACAGCAUCAGUUACAGCAUCGACCAAGAAAACUGGACUACCUACCAAGGAAACAGUACCAAGUCAUCUUAUACCUUCAAUGGAAACAUGGACGGUUCCAGAAUAAAGGAGAACUUGUUUUCUCCGCCCGUUGUGGGUCGCUACAUCCGAAUUCACCCACUGACCUUUCAGAAGAAGCCCACACUGAGGAUUGAGCUGCUGGGAUGUGACCUUAAUAGUUGUUCUAUGCCGUUGGGAAUGGAGCGCAGGUUGAUUCCCAGCAGUAGCAUCAGCGCCUCCUCCUUCCUAAACAAGUGGUUACUGUCCUGGAGUCCUGACCUCGCUAGACUCCACCAGGAGGGGCGAGCAAAUGCAUGGAGACCCAAGACUAAUAACCCUCAUGAGUGGUUACAGGUGGACUUUCUCUCUAUGAAGAGAGUGACCGGGGUGGUCACACAGGGGGCCCGAUCCGCCCUGAAACCAAUGACAGUCACUGAAUUUACCGUCUCUAUUAGCAAUGAAGGCCACAGAUGGACCAGUGUGAAGGAGCAGGGCACAGACAGUGAAAAGAUCUUUGAGGGAAACAGCGAGCAUGAUGAGGAGGCGCUGAACGUGUUUGAUCCUCCCCUGUUCACUCGCUUUAUACGGAUUCACCCUAAAGGCUGGGUCAACGAUAUUGCCCUGCGGCUGGAGCUUUUGGGCUGUGACACUCAACCAACACUUUGAGAAAAUGUGAGAUCCAUCCACUGUGGUUGAAAGAGAUGGUUUUUCACUACAUUUUAUAAAAGAAUUUUAUAAAAACACACGGCUCUGUUCCAAACCAUGGUUUUAGAGUGGUUUCGUGCAUUUGUCAGCUGGGAGACUGCCUAUGAUGCCUAAAAAUGCUGUCUAGGUAGGCAGCUCACUUUGACUUUGAACAGAGCCCACAUUAGCACUACAUAGGUUUAUCUCUAGAACAGGUUUUCGUCAUGUGAUAUGAUGAUUUAUGUGUGUUGUAUCUGGUUGGCUGUACGUUAUAAAUGUUCUGAUCAGUAUGCUGCUCAUUUUAAUGUCUGCUUUUGAGACAUUAAUAUUAUUAUUAUUAUUGGGAAUAAACUACCAAUAUCUAUUUUUCAAGUAAAUGUACCCUUGCAUAUAAAAAAAAGAUUGUUUGGUUGGUUAUUAGAUGUUUGUAUAUUCUGGUCUGGAAUAACUACUGAAUCCGCCAUAUGCUGUACUUUCGUAUUUUGCACUGUGAAACAGGUUUAUUAUUUUUUCAGAUAUUUAAUGUUUAAUUAUGGAAAUAAAA